Equus caballus (horse) is the source of this 8499-nucleotide messenger RNA. Lineage: Eukaryota; Metazoa; Chordata; Mammalia; Perissodactyla; Equidae. The record is from RefSeq and is a predicted model, not a curated record.
AAGGGGCUGUUUGCACAGUGUUUAUUCGGGUGGAAAGAGAGAGGAGACAGCUGGCCGACCGCCGCUGCCUGGGUCUGCCUUGCUCUGCUCCCCGUGCUGUCUCCACAGAGCUCGGAAACAGUUAACCCUUGAAGAGCGGGCUGGGCAAUUCUCCGGCCUCUGACAGCUUUCUUUGGGGUGAAGCACAGAGGUAUUUCUGUGGCCUCUUACUGGCUGGAAAUACCGUCUGGGUCCUUCUGGGCUCAUUCGUGGUGCCUUCCUCGCCUUCCGGGCCUGUGUUGGGCGACGCUUCUGCUGGUUUUGAAUAAGAAUAUGCCGAGUCUUGGGUUCUGAGUCAGACAGUGGCAGAGUCGGGGCUGGAGACGGGUGACCCGGCAAACUCAGCUGCCUUCAGUUUCUCCCCUGAACAAGGAGGGCUACAACCCCUGCCUCCUGCGCAGAGGGCACGUACACAUUGACGGGGCUGGGACCGCAGCUGGUCCAUCCUGGACAGCCCCGCUGCGUUGCAACGCUCCCUCACAUGGCUCAGGGCCGUCCCCACGUCUGGCUCGGCUGCCGGGAGGUGCUGCCUCUUCGUGCCUCCUGUUGCCAGACAGGAUGGAGAAACAUCUACCUGGCUUUUUUAAGACAACAACCCCAUGAGGGCGAUGUUCCCGUGUUCCCAUUUCGCAGAUGAGAGCACAGUGGCUCCCAGAGGGUAGGAGUCUUCCCAAAGGUGACUUGGCCAGGGGGCCCCAGAGCCGGCCGUUACGUGCCCUGAGCAUUGGGGACCGUGCCAGCAAGAGGAACAAGAGUCGGCCACGUUCAUUACCAGAAUUUACCAGAAUCAGGGUGACGGGGUUGGAAUCACAGAGCGGGAUGCUGGGAGGCUCCAGGCCGGCCAGAGAUUGUGUAACUGUGCUUUCUGGAGCCCAGCCAGGCCGCAAAACAAACAGAAGGGCUGGAAGCAGAAACCUCACAAAAACUGCCCGCAGAAACCAGCGAUUUAGGCAAUCGAGGAGUUUUUCUUUCGCUGUUUAUUAUAAAUCACCAGUGGUAAUUAAGCGCCCAUCAGAGCGGCUUGCUGGCUGGACAUCUCAGACCAGAUCGCCUCCUCUUAAGAUGUAGGGGGUCCUGUAAGUGCCGGUUCAAAUGGACCACCCUGUAUGGAGUCACACAGACGAGCAUCACGGAACUGCCUUUGGUGAGGAGAACAAAGAGCACCUUUCCGCGGGGUUCUAGAAUGCGAGAGCUCGGAGGUGAGGAGUGUGCUGGAAAGAGGGCAGAUCCACACGGGGGAAGCAGUGGGCACCACCCGCCCUGGUCCCCACCCGUCCUGCUCGGGUCUCCUCGGUGCAGCAUCCGGGCGCAGAGCCAGGCCGCCCGGGAGUGGGUGGACAGAGUCUGGGAGACAGCCAUCCGGGAGGCUGAGUUCUCGGCGGGCCUGACACCUAGAGAUGCUGAUCCACGGCGCAGGCAGGACACGGAGCAGAGAAGGUGAUGUGGGCGCCACUCUGGUCUGAAAUAGAGUUGAAUGUCUACCUCGGGUCACGCAGUGUUCCAGGUGCUGGGGAUACAAUGGCGAGUGAAAUAGACCCCGUCCCCUACCCCUUGCAGCCUAGACUCUAAUAAGGAACAAGAAGAGUGUGGGGAACUGAUAUGGAAACACCUGACAUCCCAGCAAAGGAAGUCGCAGAGGAAGCCUCUGGAUUGAUAAUGAGGAAGGCCCCUAACCCCGCAGCCACUGUGUUUUUCUAGCACGCACCUGGCACAUGGAUUAUGGACUCCCCCCAGGUGAACAGUGUGGACGCAGACACAUCAGGAGAGCUGCUGAUGUCAGAACACAGACCAGUACUCUCCAGCUGACCAUUCACAAACCUUCAUUGCAAACGAGAGCCCCAAAAUAGUAAAGCUCCCUGGGGUGGCUGUUUACAAAAAAACGGAGUUAAACAUCCAGGUUCUGACGCGGUGACCGCAGCCUGUCUCAGAUUUGUUGGUCCUGGUGGCAGUGAUGUGAUGGAAUGGAAAGUGGUAAACACUGACCCUCGGAGAGAAAGGGCUUGCCCUGUUUGUUAGAGGUGCCCCAUAGCUCAGUUCUGCAGAGAGGGAACGACAGACAGCAGCAACUGGGGCUCCAGCACAGACCUGUGCACUGACUAAAGCAUCAGCACCCGGCAUGAAGACUGAGCCACAGAGACACGGGCACACAGCUAGCCGGUGGUAACGUGACUGCGGUUCAGAAGUUCAGCGGAGAGAGCGUCGAGAGUGCACACCCCUCUUUGCAGCAGGGGAGAGUGGGAAGGGCGAGAGGGAGCGGCAAGUGAGCAAAAAAAAAAAAAAAAAAAGUGUGGACCCAGAAGUGAAAUGUGAUCGCGCGCCAGGAGAAGCCCAGAGGAACCAGCGACCUUGAGCAGCCCAUUCAGGGCGAAGUCAUGGUGGGCUGCUGAGCGGGAGGCGGGCGCGGGGCGGCGGCGAGAGGAAGCGCGCCCAUGGAGAACCCGGUGGCCCCCUGCGUCCUCUACCCAGGGGACGACCACGGCCGCGGGGCUGAGCCCGGGGACGGCUUUGCGCAUGGAGCGUGCGGCCAGCCCGGGGACCGGAGCGGCGCUGCCGAGGCUCCGGGAGAGGGCAGCCUGCAGCCGCCGGACGCGGCCGGGGGGGAGGGCGCCGCGUCCCCGGCGCAGACACCCUGCAGUCUCAGCGCGUCCCUGUGCUUCAGCUCCGGGGACGAGUCCCCGCCGCAGUCUCGCGCCUCCGCGGCGGAGGGCGCAGCGACCUCCCCGCCCUCGUGUCGCAGCGGCCAGCGGGUGGUGGAGACGCAGUGGGAAGUCGGCAGCGCGGGCGCCGGGUCCCCGGCGGAGCGCGCGUCGCCGGAAGAGCCCGCGUCCCUGGAAGAGCGCAGAUACCCCGAGGAGCCCGCGUCCCCGGAAGAGUCCGUGUCCCUGGAGGAGCCCGCGUCCCCCGAGGAGCGCGCGUCCCCGGAAGACCCCGCGCCCCCCGAGGAGCCCGGGGACCCCGCGCCUCUGCCUCCCGGCGUCGGGCCCGAGCACGGGGAGCCCGACCUGGUCAUCGAGGUGUCGGGCCGCCGGCUGCGGGCGCACAAGGCGGUGCUGGCGGCGCGCAGCGACUACUUCCGCGCGCGCGCGUCGCGGGACGUGCUGCGGGUGCAGGGCGUGGGUUGGGCGGCGCUGCGGCUGCUGCUGGCCUACGCGUACAGCGGGCGCAUGGCGGGCGUGCGGCCCGAAAACGUGGCCGAGGUGGUGGCCGGCGCGCGCCGCCUGCAGCUGCCCUGCGCCGCGCAGCGCGCCACCGACGCCGUGGCGCCGCAGCUGAGCCUGGCCAACUGCUACGAGGUGCUGAGCGCGGCCAAGCGGCAGCGGCUGGCCGAGCUGCGCGACGCCGCCUACCGCUUCAUGAGUGACCACUACCUGGAGGUGCUGCGCGAGCCCGCCGUCUUCGGGCGCCUGUCGGGCGCCGAGCGCGACCUGCUGCUGCGCCGCCGCCUGCGCGCCGGCCGCGCCCGCCUGCUGGCCGCCGCCCUGGGGCCGGCCGGGGAGCGCGCGGGCAGCCGGCCGCAGAGCCCGUCGGGGGAGGCGGAGGCCCGCGGCGAGGCCGCCGUCUACUGCCUCCACGAGGCGGCCGGCGAGUGGCGCGAGCUGACGCGGCUGCCCGAGGGCGCACCGGCACGGGGCUGCGGCCUGUGUGUCCUCUACAACUACCUCUUCGUGGCCGGAGGCGUGGGGCCCCCGGGGCCCGACGGCCGCGCGCGCCCAUCCGACCAGGUCUUCUGCUACAACCCGGCCACCGACCGCUGGAGCACCGUGCGGCCGCUGCGCCAGGCGCGCUCGCAGCUGCAGCUGCUGGCCCUGGACGGCCACCUGUACGCCGUGGGCGGCGAGUGCCUGCUCAGCGUGGAGCGCUAUGACCCGCGCGCCGACCGCUGGGCCGCCGUGGCCCCGCUGCCCCGGGGCGCCUUCGCCGUGGCGCACGAGGCCACCACCUGCAACGGCGAGAUCUACGUGUCCGGGGGCUCGCUCUUCUACCGCCUGCUCAAGUACGACCCGCGGCGCGACGAGUGGCAGGAGUGCCCGUGCAGCAGCAGCCGCGAGCGCUCGGCCGACAUGGUGGCCCUGGACGGCUUCAUCUACCGCUUCGACCUCUGCGGGGCCCGCGGCGACGCGCAGGCGGCGGCCGGGCCCGGAGGGGUCAGCGUGCUCCGCUACCACUGCCUGGCCAAGCAGUGGAGCCGCUGCGCCUCGCACCUGCGGCCCCCGGGCGCGCCGUCCGGCCUGCAGCCCUUCCGCUGCGCCGCCCUGGACGGCACCAUCUACUGCGUGGGCCGCGCCGGCACCUGGCGCUUCGUGCCCCCGCAGGACGGCGAGCCCGGCGCGGACGCGGGCGCCGGCGGCAGCUUCGAGCCCGAGUCCCUGCGAGCCCCUUGGGACGCCCGGGGCGUGCUCUUCCCUUUCGUCCUCAACUUGCCGGAGAAGCCGGACAGAGGCGAGGAGGGUGCCGCGUAGGGCGGGCCCAGGCCACCUGGGCGUCUCCUUGGGCAGCCCUGGGACGAGGAGCUUCCCUUGGGCUGAGGUCCCAGCUGGGAAGGGGCGAAGGGAGCGGAGGAAGGGAGGGGAGGUGGGCGAGUGGGCCGCUGGCCGCGAGGAUGGGUUAAACGCUUUGAAGGUAGAAGCCUGUCUUGGGGCCUUGAAGACUUUCUGCCAUGCUGUGCUAAGGUCGGCUUCCCUAUUCUGCAUUCCUUUCUGCUUCGCUUUGCUUAAUGGGGUCGGUGGCGUGAGAUGUAGGAUGUGCUCAAAUAGAUAACUUUACAGAUAAGACACAGGAUAUCUGAGGGAGAAGGCGAUGGAAUCAAAAGAUUAAGCUUCAAGGAACAGUGGGUGGGGCCCGGAGUGAACCGCGGUGCGCCCAGGAUGUAUUGAGGGUGUACCCAGGGUUUACCUGGGCGUGCUCAGGUGUACCUGGCGUGCACGAACGCCGGGAGUGGAGUGGAGAGGAGCCCAGACUUGAACUCUGGCAGCUUGCUGCGUGAUGAGAAGGCCCGGGGACAGCUCGGGCCACCAAGCCAGAGUGGGGACCCUAAAGUAGGCCGAUGUGAACUCUACUGGUGGGACCACUGAAAGAAGGCCACACUUUUUUGGCUUGAAGUUUAGAAUUAUAACUAACAAGUGAAGCUCUUAAAACCUUUCUAACUUAGUUUGAAAGUUCACGCCACCACGUGUUCAGGGUUUGGUUGGCUCAACUCCAAACUCAAUAAGCAUUAAAGACAAAAUCUUUGAUUACCAAUAUGAUCUCCCGUCCAGUAGCGUGGGAGGUAUUUCCUCUGUGGUGCCAUAGAUACCAUGAAUGGGGGAGCGCACACCCCCCAGCCCCCUCUGGAGCAGUUCCAUCUCACUGUGUAACUGAGAUGGGUGUUUAACAUUUUUCAAGUUAAAGGAUGUUAAUAAUUAUAUUCAAUGAUAUAGUAAUGAUUGACUAUUUGAAUUUUAAGUCUUUGGUGACUAAAUGUUUACCAAAGAACAUGUCACGAAUUGGAAAGCCGACCCGCAAGGGAGCUUGUCUAUUGUAAAAGGAACCUUUGAUAGCCGCUGUAUCUGCUCAGCCAUGUCCACAUUUUAUAAUGGGUUGAAAGAGAGUAUUAUUCUAAAAAAAAAAAAAAGAAGGUUAAAAUCACUUUUUCUGACAGUUCUAAAGACAAACAUGCAGGCCCAUUUUGAACCCAUGACUUAUGAUGUUUUAAAUAUGUAUUAUGUAAUUCCAGUGAGGAAAAUUAAUUUUUACAAGCAUCAUUCUAAGAAAAUGUGGCAGAGUGACAAUGAGCAUAUUGACAUAAGGGGAAAUAACAUAUAUUUAUAAUGUAGUUUAGCAAGUAAAAUACAUUUUUCCAAUUGUGAAUUCCAAAAUGCUCUGAUAGAAUUAACAUGAAACUCAUGACUUUGACAGGACGCAAGGAUUAAAAACAAAUUGAUUAAUCUUUCCUCAUUUGUUAUAGCAUUUUACUUUCCAAACAUGUAUAGACAGGGUUCACUGUAUAUUGAGUUUAAGGAUAAAAUAUAUGCUCACAAAUACAGGCAAACUAAUUUGGACUCUGAAUCCAAUCCAUUUUUUGAUUAUAAGAAGAAAAGUAGACAUUGAAAGUUCCUGGAACAUAAUUAGAUGAAAUCAUACAUACGUUACUGUUACUUACUUGUUAACCCAGUGGUAGGAGUUGAUAUCUGUAGCAAUCAGUGGGUAAUUGGGAAAUAGCUUAUGCUUUUUGAAGAGUCUGUGGUUAUGAAAGUUAUAAGACAAGUAUGUUUAGAAAUGAUCAGCUUGAAUCUUAUGCAUGUGCCAGAGGAAUGGCAUUCACGGUUUCAGUUGCAGUGUGUUCUGGGGACUUGUGUGCUUGCUCAUGAACUGAGGGAUAUCUUGGCAACUUGGUUAAUCAUCUUGGGAAAGAAAAACAGACUUCAUAGUGCCUGACUUUAUUGGCCAUUUAUUGCAGUAGACUGGGAAAUGGUGGUAGAAAAAAACUUACAGCAAAAGGAAACAAAUCAUGUUCUUUUAAAGAAAUGUACAUUUCAUGUUGUAGUACAUCUUUCUCUAGAAUUUUAUUAUUUAUGCCAAAACAUUUGUAUGAAAUAGGACCAGACUAAUAUUUUCAUUCCUUACAUUUCAAAUCCGUGAACUGUUAUCACUGUUGACUUACUUGAGGAGUCGUUCCUCUGAUGUUUAUCGUUUAAAAUCCUGAAAGUGGGUUUCCAAAGUAAAAUGGUUCCCCUAAGAGAAAUAUUGAUGUCAGGUGUGGACAGCCACACACCAGCAACGCCCAGCUGGAGUUUUUGUAUAUUAUUUUAUCAUUUAAUUUGAUAAAAGAAUGCCUGUGCCAGACAUAGCAUCACUUCCUCUGGGAACUGGGUUCCAAGUCCCAGGGAUUUGUCAAAUGAAAUACACAGGGAACCUCAGGAUAAGUGAAAGGAUGUAGGCUAUUAGAGAUCAUAUUUCUAAGUAGUAAGAUCACAUAAAAACAAACACCAGGGGACCUGGCAUGCCAUGAGGACCACUUUAUUUUUCUUUUUGGGGCCAGUACCGGGGGCGUUGAGCCAGAAGGGUUUACAUCAAUUAAACAGAAAAGGCACCUCCUUCACGGCAGUUGGUUUGGAGGAGUGCUGGGGGGGAGGGGAGAGGCAGGCAUUGCUGAGACUCGCCCCAAGGUCUGAUGUUCUGAGAAGGAUCUUUUCGUAUUCAAUGUGAUGUUCUAAGUCUGAUACUAUUCAGAAAAUCAGUUGGUGCAAAAUAUUCCUGGUCAUCGAUCAGUCAAGAGUCAAAUGAAGCUAAUGCAUUUAUGACAUCCAUCCAUAAUUCUUAUAAAAUUAGGCAACCCACGCACAGUGACAUUUCCAAAUACUGGAAAGAACCAGUGACAUUUUCAGGGGAAACUGGUAUGCACAAAAGCUUGAUCUUUUGGUUAGUUGACAAACAAUGACUUUUGUACUGUCAAUCAGGGUUCAUUUGGAACCCAAAGGAAGGGGCUUAAGAUGUCUUGAUUUUCUUUCUGUUUUUAUUCCUGGUCUUGGGAACAACCCCCACACUAGCGCGGACUCUUGGCGACUUUGUGGAGCUGGGUUUGGAACUUAUUUGAUUUCUGAGUGAUGGUGGCAACUUUUCCUUUGAGAGAAUGUGUCCUGUGGAAAUUCUUUUGCUACUUAGUUAAAUCUCUUACCUGUAACCAUUUUGCUACAAAUACUUAAGUAAGAAAUGAAUCCUCUGCUCCAUUUCUGUUAACUUCUGGUGUCACCUUCAUAAUUCUGGUGGCAGCUGUGUAAUCUGUUGGUUUCUUGGGUAACUUCCUGUAGCAGAUUUUGAAAUGGAAUGUGUCCGAGGUCUUUUUGCCUUUUCUUAAAGUCAAGAAAGUUUUAGGACAUCAUCUGUUGUAACAGCUUUAUGGGGCAAAUGCAAACAAAAGUGCUGUUUUGUGUUCUGUCUUAUUUUAGAUGCUUUCCUAGUUUAUAAAAUGUCUUAUUUUGGUGUUUAAAAAAAUCAGCGUUCUUAUUUUCCCCCUUUCCUCUGCAGUAUUAUUUGUGAAAAGAUAUGAGAGCUAAAAAUGGAGACGUGCACGUGUUUUGGUUGCAUCUGAAUUUGUCAGAAGCUGCUUUCUCUACACCUUGUCCACCCCUAGGCCGAUGCCUGGACCACACCGCUCCUGCUUUCCAGGCAGGAGCUGGCAAAGGCAGGCUCUCUCCAUGCUUAGUGAGUCGGUUUGAAAUGGAUUGAAAUAAAAAGCUAGCUGUGUCCUCCUGUGAGGUUAAAGCUCCUCUGAAGCUUUUUAAAGCUGUAAGACAGCCCUGCAGUGUUGCCGUUUCUCUAAGACGAACCUUCCUGUUUCAGGCGCACACCAGGCCGGCCGAUGCUGUCUAUGCGGUUAAUGUAUUUAUUAAUGGUUCAGGUUUUAAGUCCCAGGCACAAAUACUGUAAAACCUCAUAUGUCUGUCCGUUUAUGCCAAGAUGAAAUAAAUCGUUGGAAUGCCA